Molecule: messenger RNA, 3213 nt
Organism: Plasmodium adleri (nom. inval.)
Lineage: Eukaryota; Apicomplexa; Aconoidasida; Haemosporida; Plasmodiidae
Product: conserved Plasmodium protein, unknown function
Exons: 1
Coding region: 1-3213 (1070 amino acids)
Source: RefSeq, a predicted model, not a curated record
AUGAAUAAACCACGUUCAUCCAACAGUGAUGAUGAUAUGGUUGUAUUACAACAAGAAGAUGAAAAAGUUGAUAAACAAAUAGACAUAGAGAAAGAGAAGGACAAGAAAAAUAUAUCAACAAAGAUAAAGGAAUAUAAGAAGAAAAAGAAAAAGAAAAAUAUUAUCCCCAAGAAAAUAUUCAAACAUAUAGAUAAUAUAGACAAAUUAAAAUACGUGCGAAUUAAUAAUAUUGAUGAAAGGGAAAAAAAAAGUUAUCAUUUGAAAAAUAUAUCUGGGGGUAGGAUUAAAAAGAUAAAAAAAGAAAUAAAUGAUAAUAAAGAUGAAAUAAAGAAAAAGACGACAACAAAUAUGAAGAAGAAAAAAAAAAAAAAAAUUAAUAAUAAAAAAGUCAUUAAAAAAAGAAACAUGAUAAAUGAUAAAAAAAGUGUAGAAGAAAAAGAAUUCAAUGAAUUAAAUGAAAAUCAAAACGUCAUAAAAAAAAAUAUUGACAAUAAUUUAACUAAUAAUUAUAUGAAUAAUCAAAUAAAUGAUAUAAAAGAAAUGGAUAUCUUUCAAAAGGAUAGUAAGCAAUUUAAAUCUUUUGACAAAAAAAAAUACAUAAAAGAAAAUAACAAAAUAUCAAAUGAUCAUAUUAUUAAUGAUAAUAAUAUUAAUGAUAAUAUUAUUACUGAUAAUAUUAUUAGUGAUAAUAUUAUUAAUGAUAAUAUUAUUAGUGACCAUAUAAAGAAUAAAACAAUGUAUGAAAAUAACCUGUUUGAUGAAAUUAAAGAAGCAAUAAAAGAUGAUGUUACUAAGCAAAAUAGUCUUAACAAUUUGCACCUUCAAAUAAAAGCUGAAGAACAAUUAAUUCAUUCAAAUUAUGAUAAAAAAAAAAUUAACAAUCAUUUAUAUAAACAAGAAAAUAUAGAUAUAUCUAAUGAUAAACAAAAAUCAAACUCAUUAAUGAACUUAUCAAAAGAAUUAAAAAAUAAAAAUAUUCACAUUUUACAAUUUAAACAUGCUAAAAGUACACACACUUCUUUUUUGAAAAAAAUAAAUAAUCUCCCAAAUGAGAAAAAAAAAAAAAACAAAAAAAAAAAAAAAAUAAAUAAAAUAAUAAAAGACAAACAUAUAAAUAUUAUUAAUAAUAAUAAUAAUGAUAAAAAUGAAUUUUUACAAAAUCUUAAUUAUGUAAAAGAUAUAAAUUAUGCCAAUUAUAUAAAGACAGCUAAUUUAAAAUCGAAGGAAAAAAAAAAAAAAAAAAAAAAAAUCCAACAUCAUAUGGAUAUUUCAAAACGUGAGAAGAAACAUAUAUUGGAGAAAAAGACAAAAGAAUAUAAUCAACAAGUCAUAAGAAAAGGAAAAAUUAAAACCGAAAAGGGAGAAGAACAAAAAGAAGAACAGCUGCAUGUAGUGGAUAAAAAAUGUAGUGAUAAUAAAAAAGGUAGUGAUGAUAAACAAAGUAGUGAUGAUAAAAAAAGUAUUGACGACAAACAAAGUAGUGAUGAUAAAAAAAGUAUUGACGACAAACAAAGUAGUGAUGAUAAAAAAGGUAGUGAUGAUAAACAAAGUAGUGAUGAUAAAAAAAGUAUUGACGACAAACAAAGUAGUGAUGACAAAAAUAAUAGUGAUGACAAACAUAGUUGUGAUGACAAAAAUAAUAGUGAUGACAAAAAUAAUAGUGAUGACAAACAUAGUAGUGAUGACAAACAUAGUUGUGAUGAUAAACAUAGCAUUGCUGAUUCAAAUAAAAUUAUAGAAUCAUGUGCUGAAGAAAAAACAAGCAUGAAGAAAAAAAUCAGAUUCCAGCUGAAGUCCCAAAUAAAGAACAGAAAUAAAGAUAUAAAAACCAAAGAGAGAAAUAUAAAAAUAAAAAAUGUGCAAGAGAAAAAAAAAAGAAAAAAAGAGAAUAUUAUACUACCAGAUGAACAACACUUUAUUGUUAAAAAAGAGAGAAAUGAAAUAAAGCAAAAUUUGUUGAGUGAUGAAUCAGAACAUGUUUCUAUGAAGAGUCAGAUAAUGAAUGAGAAAAGAAUACAAGCUGAUGAGAUAUUAAAUAAAUAUAUCCAAAUGAGAGAAAAUGAUAAGUAUAAUAAUGAAGAUAUUACUAAAUAUAAUAAAAAUCAUAAGACAUGCUAUCCUUUUUUCAAAGGUGAUAAUAUAGUAUUAUUAGACAUAAAAGAAAAAAAAUUUAAUAUUGAUAUAAUAAAUGUUUUUUCUUCCAAUAAAAAUUUAGAAGAUAACUGUCAUGACAUUUUGUUUUUUUUUGAUUCGUAUGUUAAAAAAAAUAAAAAAGAAAAAAUGAAAAACAGUACAAAUUUUAUGAAGCCAUUGAAAAAAUUAUUUAAAUGUGAAUAUUUUGAAAUGGAAUGUAUUAAAUUGAUUAUCCACAUAUUUGAUAAAAUAAUUAGUAAAAUGAAAAAAGAGAUAAAGAUGGAAAAUAUAACAAAAUGUUUUGAAAGAGAUGAUCAUAGUAGUAGUUUUAUAUCACGUAUAAAAGAAAAACAAGACAUGCAAAAACGUAUGAACAAAGAAAAUAAUAGUAUACAAAAUAAUAUUAACAAGGAUUAUAAUAAUAAUAACAAUAAUUAUUAUUAUAAUGAUGAUAAGAAGAAUAUAUUUUAUAGUCCAUUUUUUGAUGAUAAUAUAUUAUAUAAUGACGAUCAUGAAAAACAAAAAAUUUACAGUAUAUUAUUUUAUAAUUCUGCUCAUAGUAAUCAUGCAUGGAAUGAGUAUCGAGUAUUUCAAAAACUUCUACAGUGGAAAGAUCAGAAGAAAUUAUUCAUGUUAAGAGAAAAACUAGAACAAAUGAAGAAAAAUAAAGAAAACCAAAAUGAACAUAAAAGAAAUAUGAAGAAUGUUAAUAAUUGUAUUACUAAUAAUAUUAAUGAUUAUGAAAAAAAUUGUUGUCAUAUAUAUCAUUCUUCAACUGGUAAUGAUAAUAUUUAUAAUAAUUAUUCCCACUAUUAUAAUAAUGAAGUUUCAUCUUGUAUUCCUUUGAGAAAGAUUAAUAUUCUAACAAACAAAAUUAUGUGUGCUCUAUUAAACUCUUGUUGUAUACAUGAUAAAAAAGAUAUUCUGACGACUUACAUGCAGAACGUUCCUUCAUACAAUUUUCCUAGGAGUAAACAGAAAUAUUGGAAUGUAAUCUUAAAUGAGGAAUUGCUAUAUAAUGAUAAAGUUAGCUACCCUUUAAGGAUAAGUGAAGCGGUGGGUACUUUAAUUUCAAAAUAG